Molecule: messenger RNA, 444 nt
Organism: Cylicostephanus goldi
Lineage: Eukaryota; Metazoa; Nematoda; Chromadorea; Rhabditida; Strongylidae
Source: the annotation of a GenBank genome assembly
AUGAAAAUCAUUGCAGCAGAAACGGAAAGCGGACCCGGUGAUGAACAUUUGAAGCUCAAAGAUUCACCGUCAUCAGCAGAUGAGAAGUCUCAAUGGUAUACGAAUGAUGUGCGCGGGAUCGAGCUUGUCGACUCAAGAUGUUAUAGAACACCUAAUGGCUUCCAGAAAGAAGCUACCUUUCCUUAUGAAUCUCUAUUCGAUCCUGCACAAUCAAACAGGGGAGGCAGUGAAGCUCUAUCCGAGGAUCGGGUGCAGAAUUCUCAGCAAUCUACGUUUGCGAGAAGACGGGGACCUCUAGAACGAUUUACUUUGAUGAUUGGCGAGAAUAUACUACAUUUCAAGAUUGUCAAGGGACCCGAAAACAACGACAGUAAAUUCCAGUCUUUGCUAAAUUUUCAUGGUUUCAAAGUGACUACAUUUCGAGGCAUCUUAUUGAUGAUAUAG